UGUGGCGCUUCCUCUUCUUAACUGUUCACUUUUCACUCGCCUCAGAAGAAAACCGUCACCACACUCAUGGCGGGGAUUUUGUGCUCAAUAGUUCAGAGGCCCCCAGGCAGACUCCAAAUGAUGACAAAAGGUAUGGAGUCUCUUAUUUACAUGGAUUGGAUUCGUCACAAAUUUACCAAGUCAAGAAUUCCAGAUAAAGUAUUUCAGCCUUCACCUGCAGAUCAUGAAAAAUAUGGUGGGGAUCCACAGCAUCCUCAUAAACUGCAUAUUGUUACCAGAAUAAAAAGUACAAAAAGACGUCCAUACUGGGAAAAAGAUACAAUAAAGAUGCUUGGACUAGAAAAAGCACAUACUCCUCAAGUUCACAAGAAUAUCCCUUCAGUGAAUGCAAAACUGAAAGUGGUUAAACAUUUGAUAAGGAUCAAGCCCCUGAAGUUACCCCAAGGACUUCCAGCAGAGGAGGACAUGUCCAACACGUGCCUCAAGAGCACUGGGGAAUUAGUGCGGUGGCAUCUAAACCCCAUAAACCAAGAAGCAGUUAAGUCCUAAGGCUGGAGCAGUUUCAUAUUAAGAAAUGUAAAUCAUUGUGUUCUCAUUAAAAUAUAUUUUAAAUACUAAAAAAA
Molecule: messenger RNA, 623 nt
Organism: Mustela lutreola (European mink)
Lineage: Eukaryota; Metazoa; Chordata; Mammalia; Carnivora; Mustelidae
Product: large ribosomal subunit protein uL30m-like
Exons: 1
Coding region: 67-549 (160 amino acids)
Biological process (GO): translation
Cellular component (GO): large ribosomal subunit; mitochondrion
Molecular function (GO): structural constituent of ribosome
Source: RefSeq, a predicted model, not a curated record